GUUACAGCCCUAGUUUCUACGCUUCCUGAGGUGAACUAUUUCCCAAUUCAUCAGACAAAAUGUCGUGGGAAAAAGGAUCUCCACAAUGUAAAUCUGACAAAUCUGAAGAAGAUCCCACAAAGGUAGUUAAGAUUGACUUCAAGAAAGUUGACAAACUCGAUAUUACAGUACUUUGCUCCAUAUGCCAACAAACGGUACACAUUAGCGAAAUUCUUUUCCAUAAAAAAGUCCACCAGGCUCUGGCAGUACUGGAUUAUCACCGGCCAUGGGUGGAAUCAAUAGAUGUAAAUAAAAUAGUUCUUCAGAGAAAACGCCUGCUUUUAAAAAUGAAAAAAUAUAAGACUCCUAAGUAUGUUGAACGAAAGACGGAGAAGAUUGGCUGUUCAUUUGAUCUCCUUAAAGAAAGCAUGAAGCCAACUCCAUAUUUUUGCAUUGAUAGUAUUGCUCAAAGUUCUGUGCACGUUGAAGAAGUUACCAAUCCACUGAUAAAAGCCAUCGCAAUAUGUCAAGACAAAAAUGCUCGUUGGCAUGAAAACUUGGAAGACGUAUUUGUCGUGUUAGACAAUUAUGGGAACAGGGCAGGUACGUCCUUUCUUGGGGUUUUUGAUGGAAGCGAUGGAAUCUCUGCUGCAGAGACGACGUCCGUGGAACUUCCCGUUUUACUCCUUGACCAGCUUUCUCACGAAGAUCCGUCCUACCAAGUGAGUGAAGCUGGGAAAGAAUUCAUAGAUUCCUUCUGCACCGUCUUCAGGGCAGAUUACAUAGUGAGGGAGAGACUUUUCACUCAGAAGGGUGCCAGAGGCAAGAAGUCUUGGCCAGGUGAUUAUGAAUGGAUUCACAGAGCAUAUGCGAAGUCUUUCUGGCGUAUGGACAGGCUUUUGCGGCUUGGGAGAAACGAAGUUUCCAGAGUCUGCUGGAGCAGUUGUACAGCUGCCACCUGUAUAAUAGAAAAUAUAAGCAACGAAAAGGAAAGCCAACCUGAAGAAGAGGAGGAGAAAAUGCUUGAAAAGGUAACUGAGGAAGAGGAACAGAACGUCGGACAACAGAGCGAGGAGGAGAUGCCUAAAAGGAUAUUCAUAGCAAAGAAAAAAGGUGACGCAGAACAGGGAGUGGCUCUGCUUAUAACUAAGAAAGAGAGGGGCAGUGUCACAGAACAGCAGCCAGAGGAGCCACUUGGAGGAACCAACGGCAAAAAGGAAAGCAGCACAGUAGAGUCAGAAAACAAUGAGCAGGUUGCCAAUAAUAAGGAUGUGAUUCAGGAAGAGAAUCUGCUUGAAAGCAAGGAACAGCAGCAAGAAGAAUCACUUGAAAGAACAGAUGAUCAUGCCAGAGAGCCAGGGGACAAUGUUCAGAUUGCUGAUCACAUAGAUGGGGGCAAGGAAGAGGGUCUCCUUGAAAACAUGGAAGAGCAGCAAGGUGAGUCACCUGAAAGAACAGAUGAUAACACUGGAGAGCCAGGAGACAAUGUGCAGAUUGCUGAUCAUAUAGAUGGGGGCAAGGAAGAGGGUCUCCUUGAAAACAUGGAAGAGCAGCAAGGUGAGUCACCUGAAAGAACAGAUGAUAACACUGGAGAGCCAGGAGACAAUGUGCAGAUUGCUGAUCAUAUUGAUGAGAGCCAGGAAGAGUCUCUUCUUGAAAACAUGGGACAGCAACAAGGUGAGUCAUCUGAAAGAACAGAUGAUCACACCAGAGUGCCAGGAGACAAUGUGCAUGUUGCUGAUCAUAUAGAUGAGAGCCAGGAAGAGGGUCUGCUUGAAAACAUGGAACAGCAGCAAGGAGAGUCAUCUGAAAGAACAAAUGAUCUCACCGCAGAGCCAGGAGACAACGAGCACAUGGCAGAUAGCAUAGAUGGGAGUCAGGAAGAGGAAGAGCUUGAAGGCGACAAUAGUUCUGCACCGACAGAAGAAAAAAUUGGACUCAUGCAUAUUGCUAAUAUUGGCAAUGUUCAUGCUGUUUUAUGCAAAAAUGGGAAAAGCUAUUGGGUUACUAAAGAACACAGCACUUAUUCUAGAGAAGAAAGGAUCCGUGUUCUUAAGAAUGGUGGCUAUAUCAGCAGCAAUGAACCCAAAGGACUGAUAGAAGGACUUAUCAAGAGCACUCGGGGCCUUGGCCACCACGGCAAUCCAAAGCUGAAAAAUACUGUCAUUCCUGUACCACAUACAAUCUCCUUUCCUGUUGACGAUUCAUGCCAAUUUCUUAUUUUAGCUUCUAAUGGACUCUGGGAAGUUCUGGAUAAAAGUGAAGCAGUACUAUUGACAUUAACAAUGUUUUCUGCUUAUCUGGAAAAGUAUCAGCGCUCCCAACUGAAGAAAGCCCGCAUGCCCAAAGGCUCUGAGUUACCUUCGAAUGAUUUGGAAACUGAAUUCUAUUCAUGGUAUUUAAAUAAAGAUUUUUUGGCAGAUAUUGACUUACAAAAUUUAAGGUCCUCAAGUAGCGUUGUGCAAGAAGAAGAGAUGGUUCAGUCACGUUCCUCAGCAGAGCAAGAACCAGAAGCAGAGGAAGAACCAGAAGAAGCAGCGGAAGAAUCAGAAGCAGAGGAAAAAUCAGAAGCAGAUGAGGAAGAAGCUGCAGAAGAAGAAGGGAAAGAUAAUUGUGUUAUGGUCAACAGUGAUUAA
Molecule: messenger RNA, 2615 nt
Organism: Podarcis muralis (Common wall lizard)
Lineage: Eukaryota; Metazoa; Chordata; Lepidosauria; Squamata; Lacertidae
Gene: PP2D1
Product: protein phosphatase 2C like domain containing 1
Biological process (GO): protein dephosphorylation
Molecular function (GO): protein serine/threonine phosphatase activity
Source: RefSeq, a predicted model, not a curated record